Molecule: messenger RNA, 201 nt
Organism: Dentiscutata erythropus
Lineage: Eukaryota; Fungi; Glomeromycota; Glomeromycetes; Diversisporales; Gigasporaceae
Source: the annotation of a GenBank genome assembly
AUGAUUAGGACAUCACUGUCCAGAUUACUAUUACCCAGUACAGCCUGCUCUUGGCCUGAAGAAGAGGAUACCAAAUUAAAAGUCUUGUCACCGCUAUUAGUAUGGAAUGGAGCAAGUAUACCGACCACCUACACUAACCUAACUAGGGUAUACUAUUUAGACUCUAAUGUUGUGAAUCCCACUCAUGGCACUUGUGAAUAA